AUGGCGUCUCCUUCCAAACCAAAAUCCAUAAAAGCAUCAGUGGCGGCCAGAGUUGAUGCAGCUUCAAGGUACUAUGCUAUUGUUCUAGUCGCCUUUAUGUUAUUGGGCUCUUCUUUGAAAGGAAAUUUUCUAACGAAUGAGUCUGUGCGAGGAAGCCAACUCUCGGAGAGACCUUGUGAUGAAAUAUAUGUUGUCGGAGAAGGCGAAACCCUCCACACCAUCAGUGACAAGUGCGACGACCCCUAUAUUGUAGAGCGAAACCCACAUAUCCAUGAUCCAGAUGAUGUUUUCCCAGGACUUUUCAUAAAGAUCACUCCUUCAAAGCCUAGGAAACUCUUAAGAUAG
Molecule: messenger RNA, 345 nt
Organism: Ilex paraguariensis (yerba mate)
Lineage: Eukaryota; Viridiplantae; Streptophyta; Magnoliopsida; Aquifoliales; Aquifoliaceae
Source: the annotation of a GenBank genome assembly